This is a messenger RNA of Phoenix dactylifera (date palm), 1518 nucleotides long. NCBI's taxonomy places the organism in Eukaryota, Viridiplantae, Streptophyta, Magnoliopsida, Arecales, Arecaceae. The record is from RefSeq and is a predicted model, not a curated record.
AUGCCGAUUUUUGAGACAUCGAUACUUGGAGCAAAACUAAAGGAGCAGCUUUGGCUGGUAUCACCAUUGCGAGGAGAAUCUCCAGAGCUAAUUGUAUUAUUAUCGAAGAUGAUUCGACUACGAUUAUUGGGUGGAUUCAAGGGCAAGGCAAGCCAUCCUGAUUUGUUUCAAUACACGUGUCGAUCACGUGGUUAUGGCAAUAUCGAGAAUCAAGCCAGAUCCAAGGGCAUUUCUCUUUUAGGGCCUUACAAAUUCCUACUCUCCCUUUUGUUCCGGAAUCCGGAUCUGAAACAUCCUCCCUACCGAGAGAGCAGCAGCAGUAACAAUGGCGUCCUGGAGGGGAAGAGGAGCCGAGCCGAGGACGACUUCGACGAGUACGACCCCACACCCUGCGGCGGUUACGACCUCGCCCUCACCUUCGGCCGCCCCCUCCCUCCCUCCGACGAGAUAUGCCACCCCCUCUCCUCCGCCGGUGGCGACGACGUCGACUACAACCGCCCCCACUACACCUCCGGAUCCACUACCUCCGCCUACGGGACCGAGGCCGACUUGGGCGACCGCUACGGCCGCCCAAGCCCCCAGCCUGGCCUACGGCUUCCAGCCCCCGCAGGAGGAAGAGAGCGGCGGCUUCGGCGGUGGGUUCGGUGGCGGAUUCGGUGGCGACCUCCGCCCCCAACCGCCGAGGCCCGAGUACGGGCAUGGUGGCGGCGAGGGCGAGUACGGAAUCGGGCAAGGGUUCGGGUUCGGCGGGGGGAAGGAGGAAGAGAAGGAGCCCCGUUACGGACGGCGCCCCAGCCUCAGGAGGAGGAAUACGGAUUCGGAUCCGGGUACGGGAAGGAUCGUCCGAAGCCGUAUGGAGAGGAGGGAGGGCAGGGUUAUGGAUCUGGAUCUGGAAGCAAGUAUGGCGGCGGGGGUGGUACCGGAGAGGCGAGGAGGAAGCGUUUGGCGGCGGGAUUGGCUACGGGAGGAGCGAGGAGUAUGGGUAUGGAGAGAAGCCGAGUUUACGAAAGGCCGAGCUAUGGCGGAGAUGAGGAGCGGACUGCGAGGUACGAGAGGCCGAGCUAUGGCGGAAUGAGGAGCGGACUGGGAUGUACCAGAAGCCGAGCUAUUAUGCGAAGAGCAAGGGGAAGGACAUGGCCGCCCCAAAUAUGGCAAUGACUCUGAUGACGAGGAAAAGAAGCGCCAUCAUCACCAUCACCACCACCACCGUCGCAACUAUGAUGAUGACUAAACCAUUUCCAGUACGACUAUCUUGUAUUGGUAUGGCUUGAUCCCUCACAAAAAACUAGUAGCUAAAAUAAAGAUGAGGGUGUGGUGUGUGUUCUCUGUGGUGUGUUCUGUUGGAAACUUUUCAUUGCUCUUGCAGUGGCAGGUGGACUUCUGUGAAGAGCAAUUCGUGCUUUGAAUAAAGUGAUUCAGUGUUGUUACGUUUGCUGUCAUUACGUGGAAACUGAGUCAUGAAACAAUGCUGUUAGUUUGGAAAUACUUUGUUUUGUAACAUGGAAUUAUUGUCGGCAA